Messenger RNA from Cheilinus undulatus (humphead wrasse), 3179 nucleotides. It is a transcript of the gene rbm19, whose product is annotated as RNA binding motif protein 19. The transcript has 24 exons. Bases 103 to 2868 code for a protein of 921 amino acids. The record is from RefSeq and is a predicted model, not a curated record. Lineage: Eukaryota; Metazoa; Chordata; Actinopteri; Labriformes; Labridae. Gene Ontology annotation, molecular function: RNA binding.
CCUAUUCAAGAUGGCAACCUAGCAGAGGAUCCAUGCUCGUUUGUUGACAUAUUUUCACAAGACACGCUUUUGAGGAUAAGAGGAUUUUAAACGUUUGUAAAUAUGUCGAGACUCAUCGUCAAAAAUCUCCCUAAUGGGAUGAAGGAGGAGAGAUUCAGGUCCAUGUUUGCUGCUUUUGGCACCGUGACUGACUGCUCUCUAAAGUUCACCAAGGACGGAAAGUUCCGUAAGUUUGGUUUUGUGGGUUUUAAAGAAGAAGAUGAUGCUAACAGAGCUUUGAAACACUUCAACAAGAGCUUCGUGGACACGUCGAGAGUAAUGGUGGAGAUGUGCAAGGCGUUUGGAGAUCCCACUAAAGCCAGAGCCUGGAGCAAACAUACCCAAAGCUCAGGACCGGAAAAGCAAAAGAAAAAGAAAGAAAAAAAGGAAACAAGAACCCUUGGAAAUCUGGAAGAGGAUCAGGGCUUUAAGGAGUUUCUGUCAGUACAUCAGAAUCGAAGCCAGGCACCAACGUGGGCGAAUGACAGCAUGCAGCAAACAGCUGAUCCUAACAGUGUACAGUCAAAGGUUCAGAGCAAAAAGAAACCCACUUCAGAUGAUUACCUCAACUUUGAUUCAGACCAAUCAGAAGAAGAGGAAGAGGAGAGGGAAGAAGAAAGCGGCGAAGAUGAAGGUACCACAAAAGAAGCACUAAAGUCCGGUUUAUCGGACAUGGAGUACCUGCGCUCAAAGGUGAUGAAAAAAGAUGACAUCAUGGAGGAGAGUGAAGAGGAGGAUGGUAAUGAAGAGGGUGAAGAUGAAAAUGCGGAUCAUGUUCCUGCGCAGCACGCAGACAGCGCCUACGAGAGUGGAGACAGAGAAAACAUCUCAAAGAAACAAAGCACAGCUUCCCCCGAGGAAAAGAAGAUGAGUAAAGCAAAGAAGUCAGCCAAACAAGAGACGGAGCCGGCGACAGAGUUUACUGUGAAGCUGAGAGGAGUUCCCUUCACUGUCAAAGAGCUACAAAUCAGAGAGUUUAUGACCCCGUUAAAGCCUGCAGCCAUCAGGAUUGGAAGGAACGAAAGUGGAAAUAGAACAGGAUAUGUAUAUGUGGACUUGCACUCUGAAGAACAGGUGGAAAAAGCCUUGAAGAAGAACAAAGACUACAUAGGUGGGCGUUACAUCGAGGUCUUCCGUGUGGAUGCUUCUGGGAGUAAAGCUAAUAGAGACAAAAAGAGCAAAGAAAUUGACAGAAACUUCACUAGAAAACUCAAGGAGGAUGAGGAGGAGGAAGAUGUAGCAGAGUCAGGUCGACUCUUUGUCAGAAACCUUCCUUAUACCUGCAGCGAGGAGGAACUCAAGCAGCUAUUUGCUAAACAUGGUCCACUAUCAGAGGUACUAUUUCCAAUUGACAAUCUCACAAAGAAACCAAAAGGAUUUGCUUUUGUAACAUACAUGAUACCAGAAAAUGCAGUGUCUGCUCUGGCUCAGCUAGAUGGACAUGUGUUUCAGGGGAGGAUGCUUCAUCUGCUGCCCUCCACAGUAAAGAAGGAAAAGUCAGACACAUCCGAUUCUGGUGGUCCCGGCUCUUCUUCCUACAAACGACUAAAAGAUGCAAAAAACAAAGCUUCAAGUUCCAGCUCCCACAACUGGAACACUCUUUUCCUGGGCACGAGUGCAGUGGCAGAUGCCAUCGCAGAAAAAUACAACACCACGAAAAGCCAAGUGCUGGACCAUGAAUCAAAGGGAAGUGUUGCAGUGCGGAUGGCUCUCGGAGAGACACAGAUUGUUCAAGAAACUCGACAGUUUUUACUUGACAACGGCGUCAGCCUGGAUUCCUUUGGUCAGGCGGCAGCAGCAAGGAGCACAACUGUGAUCCUGGUGAAAAACCUUCCAGCUGGAGUGACUGUGUCAGAGUUGGAGGGGCUUUUCUCACCUCAUGGCUCUUUAGGUAGAGUCCUACUACCACCCUCUGGACUUACAGCCAUCAUCGAGUUCUUGGAGCCAACUGAGGCCAAACGAGCCUUCACUCGGCUCGCAUACAGCAAGUUUCAGCAUGUCCCGCUGUAUUUGGAGUGGGCGCCUGUGGGAGUGUUUGUUGAAGGCAAACCAAAACCAGUACAAGACAAACAAGAGAUGGAGAAAGAAGAGAAGAAGGAUGACAAUGAGGAAGAAGAAGAGGAAGAGGAGGAGGAGGCUGCUCCUGGUUCCACCCUUUUCAUUAAGAAUCUUAAUUUCAGCACCACAGAGGAGAAACUACAAGAGACAUUCUCCAAAUGUGGCAAAGUCAAGUCAUGCUCUAUCUCCAAAAAGAAGGAUAAAACAGGAAAAUUGUUGUCCAUGGGCUAUGGUUUUGUCCAGUAUCAGACAGCAGAGGCAGCACAGAAAGCUCUGAGACAACUCCAGCGCUGUACUGUGGAUGAUCACCAUUUAGAGCUGAAGAUUUCUGAGAGAGCCACAAGGACUACUGAAUUGUCACACAAGAAGAAGCAAGUGGAGAAGAAACAGACAGGAUCGAAGAUCCUUGUGCGAAAUGUCCCCUUCCAGGCCACCACCAGGGAAAUUCGGGAACUCUUCUGUACAUUUGGAGAGCUGAAGACAGUCCGUCUUCCAAAGAAAGCAGCUGGUUCAGGGAAUCAUAGAGGCUUUGGUUUCAUUGACUUCAUCACUAAACAAGAUGCAAAGAAAGCAUUUGCUGCACUGUGCCACAGCACCCAUCUCUAUGGGAGACGCCUUGUGCUAGAGUGGGCUGAUGCUGAGGAUUCAGUCGAGACAUUGAGACGGAAAACAGCUGAUCAUUUUCAUGUCGCUGCCAAAAAGCAGAGAAAAUCUGAGGUUCUGGAGGGAAUUCUGGAGACAAUGGAAACCGGAGGAGUGGAUGAAGACUGAGAUCCUGUAACUGUUGACUCUGCCUGCCCAGUGCUUCAGUUUUUUGUAAAUAAAGGACCGCAUAUAAAAUACGGACUAGUGUGACAUCUGCUGAAAGAGUCCAUGUUAUGAAUUAAUCAGCUCAUCACAGCUAUGCCACACUGAAAAUCCUGAAUUUCUUAUUUACAUAUUUGUAUUAAAAUAUACUUAAAAGACAGAUUGUGAAACUGAUGUCACUUCUUUUAUAAAAUUGUAUUUCAUUUCAUAAGAGUUGUGUGGUUGUAAUGCAUUUUUUAAUGUUUGUACUGAAAUUAAAAAUAGAUUGGCUUUUA